UAUUUCCCCAGUUUGGACUGUCCAACUGCAUUUGUAAGCCUGUUGCGUUGCAGAUUGGUCUUUUCCCCCAUAAAUGUGGGAGAAAAAAAACCCAUUUGCUCAUCCUUUGUUGGAAGUUGUUGCUGCUUUAAUGUUUGCAGCCCGCCAGCUGACCUGUGCAGCCAUUGCCACUGAAGGACUGUGUUUCUUUUAUGCAACUGAAGCAGGCAGACUAUCCUACAGCUAAGACCCUCCCUCCCAGUGCAACACAGGUCUCUGAUAUUUCUUGGUAGGACUGACCAGACUAAGCACUAGAGUGUCUGGAUUGGUUUCCAGGCUGUGAGGUGAAUCUCUGCAGCAAGUGGCAAUGUUUUUGCUUGAUAUGCCGUCAAAAAGAUCCCUCAGAACAUUUGAUUUGAGAUUUGUUUUUUAAAUUAUAUACCUAUAUGUUCAGAUCAGAUAAGACUAUGGGAAAAAACAAGGUUUUCAUGUGACAGUUGUUUAGGUCAUGACCACUAAUUUAUAGCAGGUAGUUUGAGGACAGUCACACUGAAAGAUGUACCUUGAAUUGUAGAAGCCAUGUUUUACCAUUUAUCAUGACAAUUAUUUUCCCUUUUAUAAGUUGGAGAACACGGGUACGCUUCUAGUUAUGACAUUUCCACGAACAUGUUGUACUUAAGCAGCCUUUCAUCCGUUUCUUCACUUUGUCCCAAGGGAUUUGGUUUUGAAAUAUCGCCGCGUUUGCAAUAUCACUCGUAAAUAACUCACUUUUGUGACCGUUGCCCUCAUUUGCCUAUUGCGCAUCUGCAUUCCAAACGAAAAGGCGAUGAGCUAAGCGCAUUCAUUUAGGUCUAAUAUAUGGAGUGGAUAUUCGAUCGUACGAUCAGAUUCAUAAUCCCAUGUGUCCAACCCCUGAUGAAUGGAAAAAAAGCCGUAAACACAGCCAUGGGAACGAAGGAAGAUGCGGGGCAGUUGGAGGAUACUUCAUUUCCUGUGAAGAUUCAAGGGGCAGGCAUUGAGCCCUUUGAGCUAGAGGUACAUGGAUUCUGGCUGGUCCAGGACACCAUUCUGGCUGUGCUGGCAAGGGAGGAGGUGGUACCUCGGACUUCCCUCUCCCUGUCAUUCUCUGGUAUCAUGUUGGACCCCCUCACUGAAUUGCAGACUGUCAAGGGCCUAAAAGCAGGGGCCACACUCAGGCUGGUUGAGGAGCCCUACAACCCAAGAACAGCCCGUGCCCACCUGGCCCGACUGCAGGAGCUCCUCAGGGCCUCAGGGCCCCACGAUGCCCUGAGAGAAGGCCUGUCACCCAGCCUGCUGGACACACUCUGUCCAACUCACAGUUCAGAAUCCUCUUCAGGUGUUCCCAGUGGGAGAGGGACGAGGCGCUCAGUCAGUGACACAAAGCCAGAUCAAACACCUUUGGAAGGCCCUCCACCUGACUUCAUCCUUCCUGGUUCCCAAGAGCACCCCCUGUUGCCCCUGCUGCCCAAUGGCACACACAGUGAGGCCCCAAGCCUCCUCUUGGACCUGUCACUCAGCUGUUGGAACCCACCUCCUGGGCCCAGAAAGCUUCAAGGUGACUUCCUGUACAUAAGUGUGUGCACCUUAGAGGGGCGCAACUGUGACAUCACAUCCAGUCCACGAGGAUUCUAUCUGAACAGGUCCACUGUGGAUGUGUUUGACCCACGCCCUGCCACCACCCACCAAGUCUCUCACUGUCUGACAGACCUACUGUCUCAGAUCAGCCCAGGAUUCAAAAUGGGUUUCACUGCACUCAGAAACCGUGCCCGGCCACCACCGCUAGAGUCUAUGCCCACGCCCUACCGCACCCUGAGCUGGCUCGGUCCCUCCUCUGUGGUGCGCUCCCACCGGAACCCUUUCAACAGCCGGCUGGGCCUGGAGGAGCACGUUGGCUCACAGGCUCCUGACUGGAACGAUGAACUGCAGGCAGCCAGGGAUCUUCCCCAGGGCACUAUAGAGGAGAGGUUACUGAGGGACAGAGCCUUACUGCAGGUUAACAGUGCCUUUGUGUGGGCUGCCGCACAAGGAGCCGAAUCUGUGAUUGACGGGUGCGUGUCCCCAAUCAAUGGGGUGACAGAGGACCCCGCCUUUCUCUGGGGGGGGCUCUUCUUCAGUCGUGGGGGUGACGGAGGAGGAACCCAGGGCGGGGAGCGAGGCAAGAGGGCUGGCCAGCGGCUGGAGCUCAAGGGGGUACAGGCCUACAGUGAUUUAGAGGGGCCGCUGCAGAACCUGCACACCCUACCCACUGCCGUGGUGGACUACCGAGGGGUCCGCCUCUCUGCCCAGGGGCUGGCUCCAGGACUGGAAGGGACCGACCGGGGGCCGGAUAGUUUGGGCCCCUACAGGGGUCUCCUGUACGGCUACGCGGCCGGAGUGCAAGAGGGCCCACACCGUCGCAAGCUGCUGGAGCUGCUGGCCCAGGCCGCCAAGAGCCUGGCCAUCCAGAGGCACGCUGUGCUGGGCCCCAACGGCCACCAGGUGCCGCUCUUCAGCUCCGUGGACGUCCAGGGCCUGCUGGGAGCCGACGGUCGCUUCUACCUGCUGGAUCUCUUCCGCAUACAGCCGGCCGACGCCAACUUCCAUGUCGUGGAGAAGGAGGGCCAAGAGGACGAGGAGAGGGAGGAAGGCUGGCCCACCUCUUACUCUGCCUCCACAGGCCUCCCCAGGCCCUUCCCCCAUGGGCUGUGCAGGCUGCGCUCUGAGCUUCUGCGGGCCUUCAUCCAGCACAAGAUGUCCCAGUUCUCUCAGCGAGUGAAGGAAAGAAUGGAGGAGAGUGGAGGGGCAGAGGAGUGCAUGAAGGAUGGAGAUCCACGUGGGACAGACGCAGUAAGAGGGGCCUGCAAAGACGUGGGCUCUGUCAGCGACAUCAUCUUCGAGAUGCGCUUCAAUCCAGACAUAUUCUCCCAAGGUGUACAACACCCCAGCAGUGACAGCAGUGCCACGCGGCUGCACGAGAGAAUCCUACGGGAGGCCGCUGCCUUCGUUGUCACCAAACAAAUCCCAGCCUUUGUGGAAGACUGCUUGCAGUUCACCGUAUGUCCGAUGGAUGGUGCCACACUGAGGCAUGCUCUUCACCAGAGGGGGAUCAACCUUCGUUAUUUGGGUCAGGUGGUUCACGUUCUCAGCCAGUCAGAGCAAAAAGAACGACUCAAGCACAUAAUGAGACUGGUGUUUGGAGAGAUUGUGAUGCGUUCUGCACGACGGAUUUUGAACACCUACCUGCAGGGUGUGGAGGUCUCCAGUCUAUCAGCAGCUGUUAGUCAUUUCCUGUGCUGCCUGCUGGUACCUCAUUUUAGCUCUGCUUCUGUGGUGGAGGAGCCCAAAAAGAGGUCCAGGAGGCGGGGUCGGGGAGGGGGUGUGGCAUCAGAUAGUACGACAUGGAGUGCCCUCAGUGGAUCUGAGCUAUGGAGCCUGGUGAACCAGGAUGCCAAAGAAACCUACAAUCUCACUGACAGUUUGGGUACAAGUGUCGACCAUCUGGUGGAGCGGUACGGCCUGCAGAAGGUGUCCCUGUUGCGAGAAUUGUGUCUGAAGGCUGGGAUACAGCUCCGCCUGAAGGAGUACACUUUGGACAACCGCAGCAAAGCCCCCAUUGGCCCAGAUGACAUCCUUAACAUCUUGCCUGUAGUCAAGCACGUGGAGAUGAGGAUGAGCGACGCCUCUAAGAUAUUCCGCUCUGCCCAGACCAACAUGCAGAAGGGGAACCUACAACAGGCCUACGAGCAGCUGAAGGAGGCGGCCUACAUGUACACCCGCGUGUGUGAUGAUCUUCAUCCGGAGGCCUGCUCCUGCCUCAGCUCUCUCGCCCGGCUAGCCUACCUACAGGGCCACAGCGGUGAGGCAAGGAGUGUGCAGCUGAGAGUGGUGGUAAUCAGUGAGAGAGUGCUUGGGUUCGACCAUCCCAACACCAUCCAGGAAUACGCUGUGCUGGCCGUGUACAUGUUUGCCGGUGGGGAGCUGGGCCUGGCACAGCGCUGCCUGUACCGCGCCAAACUGCUGAUGCUCCUGGUCCACGGGGAAGAGCACCCCUUCACCGCCACACUGGACAGCUCUCUAGGUUUGGUUCUGCAGGGGGAGCAAUCUGUUAAGUACCUACAGAGUGCACUGAAACUCAACACCCUCUUCCACGGCAGUGACAACCUACAGACUGCGCUCAAUCAACACUUGCUGGCCCAGCGGCUGUGCACUGUGGGCGACUACCGCGGAGCCAUGACCCACGAGAGGGAGGCGCUGGCUGUGUUUCAAAGCCAGUGUGGUGAAGAUCACCCGCAGACCAGGUGCAGCACAGAAUUCCUUGGGGCCAUUACCCAGCAGGCUGUGCAGGUGGAACGCUCCCUGCGGCAGGGCGGGGCACACUCAGCAGACGCAGCUACCCCUGAUAGUUUAGCUCCAUCAAUGGACACCACAUUAGAACAACUUGCCUUGGUUAAUGGUAUCCUCAAACCGACUAUCAGCAACAAGAUUGAGGUACUGAAGGAGAAAUUCAAAGAAAUGAAAGCAUCUGCUAUCGCGGCCAAUGAGAAAUCAGAGCUAGCAGCGGCUGUCAAUGGUGGAGUCAGGGAGGAAAACCCAGCCAAUGGGGUAGAGGUUGCUGGGGAAGAUGCGCUGAAUGAAGGCCUGGAGGACCAAGUCUCUGAAGCCUCAGCUGAAAAUGAAGAGAAAGCCAAGGCAGAAUGCUACCAAGAGGAAAUGAAUUCCAGUGAGAAGACAGAGGCAGAAAGCAAAGCCAGUGAACAUGAGCCAAAAUCUGAAAGUGUUCUAGAGGAGAAAGGGGAUCAAGUAAGCAAUGAAGAACCACAAUCAGGUGGGACAGACCCAGCGGACGCUUCCCUGGUGACAAAUGGUGAAACAGAAUCAGCAGCAAAUGGUACAGAUGAGGAAGUAGUGACAAAAGACCAGCUGCAAAAAGAUGAGAUCACUGGAGGAGAAAACAUAGAAGAAAAUGUUGAAUUGGGAUCCAAAAUGAAAGUCUUGGAGCAAAAGGCAAUGACAACGGAUGACCAGUCAGGAAAAUCAACGACUGAUGAAGAGAACAGGAUGCUGACCAAUGAGGGCUCAGAAUCAGCAGAGGUCAAUGGCGAGGGAGGCAGUCAUGUUGAAGUUACUGGAUAGUUCAGGAGCUCAGGAGGUGAAUCAUUUUUACCGGCAAGGACUGAUGGAAGAAGGGGCUGUUUAACAGCCAGCCAGCAUGUCUAGAAGUCUAUGUUGGGCUGGAAAUUCAGUUAAAUACAUUACUGGGCGGUGGAGGGAAGGGGCGGUGCUUCUGUGUUGUACUUAAAAAGUUUCACAAUAAAGACGCUGAUUUUGCCAAA
Messenger RNA from Anguilla rostrata (American eel), 5312 nucleotides. Its product is annotated as clustered mitochondria protein homolog. The coding region runs from base 838 to 5112 and encodes 1424 amino acids. Gene Ontology annotation, cellular component: cytoplasm. Gene Ontology annotation, molecular function: mRNA binding; protein binding. Gene Ontology annotation, biological process: intracellular distribution of mitochondria. The record is from RefSeq and is a predicted model, not a curated record. The transcript has 26 exons. Lineage: Eukaryota; Metazoa; Chordata; Actinopteri; Anguilliformes; Anguillidae.